AUGGCUGCUAAGAAGCUGCGAAGAGCAAAAUUGCCUCAGGAACUGUGUGAGAGGCUGGGUCGCCAUCAGAUCACUACUUGUCAGGACUUCUUAUGUCUUCCACUCCUGGAGCUAAUGAAGGUGACGGGGCAGAGCUACAGCAAUGUGCAGAAGCUUCUUUGUAAAGUCAGCCUAGCUUGUGCUCCCAAAAUGCAGACAGCUUAUGAAAUGAAAGUGAGGAGGACUGUCAAUCCCUCCUCAGCCUUUUUGUCCACCAGCUUACACGGUUUGGAUGAAGUCUUGCAUGGCGGAGUGCCCUGUGGAUCCCUCACAGAGAUAACAAGCCCUCCAGGUUGUGGCAAAACCCAGUUCUGUAUUAUGAUGAGCGUUCUGGCUACGCUGCCUAUAAGCAUGGGAGGACUGGAUGGGGCUGUUAUAUACAUUGACACCGAGUCUGCGUUCAGUGCUGAAAGGUUGGUCGAGAUAGCAGAAAGCAGAUUCCCUGCUUAUUUUGACUCAGAGGAAAAGCUGUUUUCCAUGACGCGUAGCAUUCACCUGUAUCGGGAGCUGACCUGUGGCAGUGUACUCAGAAGAAUUAAGUCUUUGGAAGAAGAAAUUAUUUCAAAGAAGGUUAAACUCAUCAUAAUUGAUUCUGUUGCUUCAGUCGUCAGAAAGGAGUUUGAUCCAAAGCUCCAAGGCAACCUGACAGAGAGAAGUAACUUCUUGGCUAAAGGAGCAUCGCUGCUGAAGUAUUUGGCAGAGGAGUUCUCAAUACCAAUAUUUCUUCAAUCUUUUGAGACCUUGUUGAAGGCAAAUCCUAUUCUGUCACAUUCAGUUUCUUCAGUUUGAUGCUGAUGCACAAGUAUUUUGUUGGAAUAGCACAGAGGACUCUGCUGUGAUGGGAGCAAACGGUUGAGACCACUUAAGUGAAGGAGUCCGUGGUGCUUGAGCCUGUCUGAAGGGUCCUGCUGCUGAACAUCUACCUGUGGCUCCUCUGUCCCUCUCUUUGGAACUCAUUAAUGGGACUGCAAGUGUGUUUUUCAGCUGUUUGGAGGAAAGACUGAACUAGAGGUUUUCAGAU
This is a messenger RNA of Nothoprocta perdicaria, 1060 nucleotides long. It is a transcript of the gene RAD51B, whose product is annotated as RAD51 paralog B. The transcript is spliced from 7 exons. Gene Ontology annotation, cellular component: Rad51B-Rad51C-Rad51D-XRCC2 complex. Bases 1 to 828 code for a protein of 275 amino acids. Gene Ontology annotation, molecular function: ATP binding; DNA binding; ATP-dependent DNA damage sensor activity. NCBI's taxonomy places the organism in Eukaryota, Metazoa, Chordata, Aves, Tinamiformes, Tinamidae. The record is from RefSeq and is a predicted model, not a curated record. Gene Ontology annotation, biological process: double-strand break repair via homologous recombination.